Ochlerotatus camptorhynchus is the source of this 1149-nucleotide messenger RNA. RefSeq lists its product as uncharacterized. The record is from RefSeq and is a predicted model, not a curated record. The coding region runs from base 178 to 909 and encodes 243 amino acids. The transcript has 3 exons. NCBI's taxonomy places the organism in Eukaryota, Metazoa, Arthropoda, Insecta, Diptera, Culicidae.
AAUCGGUGGGAACUUAUCCAAGCAUUACAUAAGUUUAGCUCCUGAUUUUUGGUCUGAGAACUUCAGCCGAAGGCGUGCUCGAAAUUUAGGAACAUCAAACCUACGUUUCGAACAAAAAAACAAAACAUCCUCGAAUUGAGCAUCAAUCGAAGUGAACAAAAAGUGAAUUUAGUAAAAAUGAUGAUUAAGGUCGUGGCUGUGUUAGUUGUGCUGUGUGGAAUCAGUGCUGGAUACUCGAUUCCUAUGCGAAAUGCUUUCAUGUACUACCCGCAACCAAUGGGCUAUAUGGCUCCCCGGCAAACCAUGUACGGAGUCCACUACCAAAAUCAGCAACUCCGGAAUCAACGUCGCUCGGCUGGAGUGUCUGCCUUCGCUGCUGGAAACACCCUUGCUUCCGGAACGUAUCUGAAGGAUUGCCAUACCACAGAUGUUGAAAGUGCUGAGUUGCCUGUUCAGGACCCGAACGUGCAGUCUGUGGCUGAUGUGUAUCCAGGAGAACAGUUCCCACUUGAAGAUGAGGUCCAACAAGAUGUCCCAGCUUUUCACGAGCUGGAGGCAGAAGAACCCAUCGCUGACGAGUCAUUUGCUGCUGCUCCAGCCGUGAUCCCAGACAAGAAGAAGAAGAAGGUUACCGUUCAGCUGGACUCUGCCGAGGAAGAUGAACAAGACACUCAGGUCAGUCGUCGUGGGGCUAGCCGUCCUGCUGCUCCAAAUGCCUAUUUCCCAAUCAACUUUGGAAGCGCUAGCGGCGGAGCCAUUGCUAUUGCCAACUCGUACAGUACCGGAAAGGGAGGAUCGGCCACUAGCACUGCAACCGCCUACGGAAGCCCUGCAACGGCUGAGCUUAGAAGAUCUGCCCCAGUCCAGCUGAAGAGGAAACCUGCCAAACUGCGAGCUAGACAGUAUUAGAUUUCUAGUACUGCACUGGGCUAGUAGUUCAGUGUUCAUAGCGGUAAGGCUCCCUAAUUUAUUAAGCUCAAUCCAACUCCGCCGUAGGUUAACGAAAGAAAAAGUGCAAAUGAAACGACUAGCAUUGUAAUUCUGCAAAGUGCCACUAGCAUUCACUAUUUAUUUUGUAAUUAGCUGAACCCUUUGAGUCCAAAAAGAAGACGAUUACUAAAAAUACACGAGAUUUCGAAAUAAAUACAA